GCACUCGCACUGUCUCCAUCAAGCUUGCAGAGGGCUUUGCAUUUGGAUCUCUGCUUCCUUCCACCAUGAGCUGCAGCAUCAAGAGAACAUCCAGCACCUCGUACCGCAGCGGCGGUGGCGGUGGCGCUGCCUGUGGUGGCGGCAGCGGCCGCAGCUCCUCCGUCUCCUGCAGGCGCUACGCCUCCUCCGUCGUCGGCGGGGGCAGCUAUGGGGGGGGAGCCUGCGGCCCUGUCUAUGGUGGGGGCAUGAGCGCCGGCAGCCUCACUGGGGGCUUUGGCGGUGGCAUGGGAGGGGGCUUUGGGGGCGGCUUUGGGGGCAGCUUUGGGGGCAGCUUUGGGGGAAGCUUUGGUGCCGGAGGGGACCUCCUGCUCAGCGGCAAUGAGAAGGUCACCAUGCAGAACCUCAAUGACCGCCUGGCCGCCUACCUGGACAAGGUGCGAAGGCUGGAGGAAGAAAAUGCUCAGCUGGAGCAUCACAUCCGCGAGUGGUACAGGAAACAAGCUCCCAGUGUUUCAAAGGACUACAGCUCCUACUACCAGACCAUCGAACAACUCCAGAACCAGAUCAUUGCUGCCACUGUGGAGAACAACAAAAUAGUUCUGGACAUCGAUAACAGCAAGAUGACAGCUGAUGACUUCCGGAUGAAGUAUGAGAAUGAGCUGGUAAUCCGUCAGACUGUGGAGGCUGACAUUAAUGGCUUGAGAAACAUCCUGGAUGAUCUCACUCGCACUCGGUCUUCCCUGGAAUCUGAGCUUGAGACCCUGAAGGAGGAGCUGAUUGCUCUUAAGAAAAAUCAUGAAGAGGAGAUGAGGCAGCUGCACUCUCAGACUGGAGGUGAUGUGAGUGUGGAGGUCAAUGCUGCCCCUGGACAAGACCUGACCAAGAUACUGAAUGACCUGAGGAACGAAUACGAGCAGAUCAUUGAAAAGAACCGCAGAGAGGUGGAGCAGUGGUAUGAAGUCAAGAUCGAGGAAGUCAACCGCGAGGUCACUUCCAGCAGCCAGGACAUCCAGAGCAGCAGCCACCAGCUCACCGAGCUCAGGCGCGAAAUGCAGAACCUGGAGAUUGAGCUGCAGUCGCAGCUGAGCACGAAAGGCUCUCUGGAGAACUCCUUGGCAGAAACCGAAUCUCGCUACGGCUGCCUGCUGCAACAGAUCCAAGGGCAGAUCAACUGUGUAGAGGAGGAGCUGGCCAGCAUCCGCUGUGAGAUGGAGAAUCAGAACCAGGAGUACAAGACGCUGCUGGGCAUCAAGACCCGCCUGGAGCAGGAGAUUGCUCAGUACCGGGCUCUGCUGCAGGAGGGACAGCAGGACAUUGCAUCAUUUCAAGGAGCUCUCCAAGGAGGGGGAUCGUCCUCCCACACUUCUUACUCUACUUCCUACUCUCAUGGGCAAUCUGGUGACAAGGCAGGGCAGUCAAGAGCGUAUUAAUACACCACCGAUGCACUGGUCUUCCCUGAUUGAAGAAGCCAUCAGAGCACGAGACACAGGAGCACUGCUCCCCUGCCCAGCACACACUGCCCUGCACAUCUUAUCCAUGAAGUCAAGAUGAAUCAUUUCUAGAUCUCUCCUAAAAUUAUGUCCUUUUCCUUCAUGUGCAGUCACCGUACGCACAUGCACUUCUCUGCAGUGCAGUUGGUGAUCUGCUUUCUGCCUCUAAUAAAACUUUACUUUUCUGCAAUGCAAAGAAAA
Messenger RNA from Melopsittacus undulatus (budgerigar), 1691 nucleotides. Its product is annotated as keratin, type I cytoskeletal 16-like. The transcript has 8 exons. The coding region runs from base 66 to 1430 and encodes 454 amino acids. Gene Ontology annotation, cellular component: keratin filament; cytoskeleton. The record is from RefSeq and is a predicted model, not a curated record. Gene Ontology annotation, molecular function: structural molecule activity. NCBI's taxonomy places the organism in Eukaryota, Metazoa, Chordata, Aves, Psittaciformes, Psittaculidae. Gene Ontology annotation, biological process: intermediate filament organization; epithelial cell differentiation.